CCUCCAGCCAAUCAGCGGGUGCGGCCGCGGAGGCGAGGAAGAUCGGCCACUGCGACCAUGAGCGCCCGACGGGUAGCACCGGCUGUGGAAAUGACUGCUUUAACCGUGUAAUUGCACCGGUUCGGCCCGGAACACCGUUCGACUGGACGCGGCACCGAAUUAACAUUCUGGUUGCAGCCCUGCAGAAUGUCCAAGAUACGGCGGAAGGUCACAGUGGAGAAUUCAAAAACCAUUUCUGACAGCAGCAGCAGCGCCACAACCCCUUCUCGCCGACCCAGCGUGUUCGAGAGACUCGGCCCCAGCACCGGGAGUAAUGCUGCGGAGACACACUGUAGAAAUUGGCUGAAGACGGGAAACUGCAGUUACGGCAACACCUGUCGCUACACACAUGGAACUCAGGCCAGAGGGAAGGGAUUCAGCGGAACUUACAGGUCAUCGGAGAGGCCCACCGGCGACCUCCGGGAGAGGAUGAAGAAUAAGAGACAGGAUGUGGAACCCGAGAGUCAGAAGAGAGACACAGAAGAGUCCACGUCCCCUUUAGUCAGACAGCGAGAUUCCUCCCGGGGCCGACAUCGUGAGAAGGAAGACAUAAAGAUCACAAAGGAACGAACACCUGCCAGUGAGGAAGAGCAGGCAGAGUGGGAAGCCACUCGAGAAGAUUCAGAUAACGGAGAAGGCGACUACGACUACGAGUUGUCUUUGGAAAUGAAGAGGCAGAAGAUUCAGCGCGAGCUCAUGAAGCUGGAGCAGGAGAAUUUGGAUAAAAGGGAGGAGAUUGUAAUCAAGAAGGAGGAACCAGUAAACAAGAGCAGGACGAGCAGCCUGUCUAAAGUCUCCCCUGAGCCAGCCAGCUCUAAAGGUUCCCCAUCAUCGCGCAAGUCCAGUGGGUCACCAAAGCGCAAGGCCGUCACUAAAGGUGCAGGUUCCGGCAAGAAGGAGAAGAAGACGUCAGUCAUUUCCUCCCCGGUAGCAGACCAGGCCAGAACCUCCAAAGUGGCUCACGGUAAGAAGAAGGGUCCCCGGACUCCCAGCCCACUGCCACCGACCCCCGCCGAGAGCCCAGCAGUGGGGAAGAAACACAAAGCGAAGCACAAGAACAAGGAAAAGUCAGAGGAGAAAUACAAGGAGGGGAAGGAGCGCGGGCGUGACACCGACAAGCACAAGGAGAAGAAGGAGAAGCGCAGGGACCGCUCGGAGAGCGCCCACAAGGCCAAGCGGCUAGCGACCUCGGAGGAGCGCUCCGGAAGCACGUCUUCGCCCUCCAGAGACCUGUCCCCGAAGUCCCGCUCACCCCGGCCGAGCACUCAGAGGAACCCGGUGCUGGCCUCUCCACCUCGCAGGUCUCCAACUCCGCCCCGGCGCCGCCGCAGCCCUACGCCUUCCUCCCGCUCUGGUUCAUCCGCCACUCCGGCCUACCUGCGGGAAUCGGGCUCCUCGCCCCCACCCAGGCGUUCGCGGUCGCCACCGGCCCAACGCAGGUCAAGCCCUGGGCGGAACCGCUCCCGCGGUCGGUCUGAGAGAGAGAGGAGCCCAGCUGUGCAUGACCGCCGCCAGGAGCGCAGAGAUGAAGCUCGUGGGAAGCGGGACAAGGACAGCCAUGAUGAUUAUGAGGUGGAGCAGAGCUCGGCACGCGAUGAUCGUGAUGGGCGUGACCGCCGGGAGCCCCGAGACCGCAGAGAUGCGCGUUCAGAUGGGCGAGGAGGUCGAGACUCGCUGGAGUACCGGGAUCGGGACCGCGAUCGGGAAAAGGACCGUGAUCGUGAUCGGGACCGUGACCGUGCUGACAGGAAAGAUGAACCUGCCCAGGAUGAACGGCGCUACGCCCGCAGCCAUACCCGUGAGGAGAGCAGCCGAGCUGAUGGGAGGACUGAGUCCAGGACAGAGUCCAGGGCCGAGGCGCGUCCAGAGAGGACGGGCAGGGGGAGGGGCCGUGGUGGCGAGCAGGCAGACAAGGGGGCCCGGGGCUCCCGGACAGGCCAGUUUGACACGAGUGGGACCGGAGGAGGGACCUUCCACGACUCCUGGGAGUCCCGCAGCAGCAGCUCGUACCCUGAGCGGAGUGGUGAACGGGGUGCAGAUCGUGACCGUUACGAUAGUGACCGGCGAGGGGACCAGGCCAGGGAUUCAUCUUACGACCGGCGGGGGGGACAUGCGGAGCGCGAUCGCAGGGAUCGAGCCUCUCCGGCUCGACACCGCGGUCGUAGCGAGGAGCCUGAGCGUGAAGAGAGGAGGGCAGAGCGUGGCGACGAGCGGCGUGAGGAGCGUGCCCGUGAGCGGGACAGAGAACGGGAGCGUGAGCGUGACAAGGAACGGGAGAGGGAGCGUGAACGUGAGAAGGAGCGCGAGGCAGAGCGCGAGAGGGACCGGGAGAGGGAGCGCGCCCGUGAGCGGGAAAGAGAGCGCGAACGAGAACGGGAGCGUGAGGAUCGGGAACGGGAGCGCGAAGAGCGUGAGCGCGAAAGGAAGGAGCGGGAACGCGAGCGGGAGCAGCGCGAGAGGGAGCGCCAGAGAGACUGGGAGGAGCGUGAGAAGAGCAGAGAGGAGCGCCGCGAACGCAGGGACGAGCCCAGGGAGGAGCGCUCCGUCCGGGACUCCCACGAGGAGCGCAAAGCUGGCCGAAAGAGGCAGCGUGUGCAGAGCAGCCCCAGCCCGCGGCCCUCGCCCAAGAGAGCGCGGGAAGCCAGCCCCCCCGACAGUGACGGGUACAACAGUGCGGAGGAGAAAGGUGCAGAGAAACACAGGCUGCUGAGCCAGGUUGUCCGCCCACAGGACCCCAGCCGCUCCCCCCCGCGGCCCCUCAUGGAGGAUAAGUCCAGCCGCUGGAGGGAUGAUGAGCGCAAAGCAGAGAAGAAGGACUCAGGAUGCAGAAGCCGCCACGACGAAACUGAGCUGCGGGGCCAGGGCCGCUCUGGCGACCGCCGAGGGGCGGGAGACCACCUCCCGGACAGCAAGGACUCCCAGGAGCUAGCACCCCCCUCUGCCGCCACACAUCCUGGUCCGGAGGAGAAGGCGACAGGUGUCUUGACGACAACACAAGAAGAGGGCAAGAAGAAGACCAAGUCCCAGAAGAAGGGGCUGAAGAAGACGCGCAAGGAGGAGGAUGGAGGAGCUGGUGGUGGUGGGACUGAGAGGUUCAACCCAGAGCCCCCAGCCAGAAGUCCUGCCCCUGUGGAAGCUCCACCUCCACUGCUCUCACCCCGCAAAGCGCCCAAGAAGAAAACGAUUGAGAAGAAGCGCAAGCGCUCCCGGGGUGGAGAGUCAGACAUCUCUGAGGACGAGGUCCCGCUCCCCUCCCAUCACCACCACCAUCAUUCCAGCAAGAGGAGGCGUGGACCCAGGACACCACCCCCCUCUUUGGUAUCUGCCUCCAAAGACGAUGGCUCCGCCCCCACCUCACAGAAGCCCACCCCAGGGGACCCGCUGCCGACGCAGCACCCGAAGACAGACGCCACGUUCAGCGACUGGUCGGACGAGGACGUCCCGGACCGGAGCGACGCACCGGGGGCGCCGGCCCCUGUGGAGAGAGUGCUGCCGGAUGCAGGCCGCAGGGGGCAGAAGGGGGCACGGGAGAGGGCAGAGCCAGCAAUUGCGCCACUGCUAGGCCAAGACACGCCAUCCCUGCUGGCGCAGCCCCAGCUGCCCCUGCAGCCGCUCAUCCCGCAGUCCCUCCUGCGCAAGGCGGCCUCUGAACAGGGGCGCAGCAGCAGCCUGGGCAGCAACCAGAGCCGCUCGUCCUCCCGGCGUGUGCGCUCCCCCUCCAGCGAGUCGAUGCACCGCGGGACUACCGUUGCCGGGGACGACCAGCCAGGGCCACGUUCCAGGAGGGGCCGCGUGCAGGCAGGUGGCUCCCGCGAUCGGGAACGAGAACGCGAGCGGGAAAGGGAACGGGAGCGAGAGCGGGACAGAGAGAGGGACCGUUCCCUCGCUGGGGAGCCCACAUCCUCGGAGAGGAAGUCCCGCAUUGAUCAACUGAAGAGGAGCGAGCCAAGCCGCAGCACCUCCUCAGACCGCCAGGACUCCCGCAGCCACAGCUCACGGCGCAGCUCGCCGGAGUCAGAGCGGCAGGCGCGGUCCCGGGCGGGCUCCUAUGACAGCCGGGAGCGGGAAAAGGACCGCGAGAGAGACCGCGAAAGAGAGCAGUUUGACCGGGAACGGGACCGUGACAGGAAGGACGCGAGGCAGCAGCAACAGCAGCAGCAGCAGCAGCGGAGUGACUGGGAUCGCGGCGAGCUGGACACCCGAGACUGGGGAGGGCGGGGCCGCGAGGCCCCGCCUUCAUUGCUGAUGCGUGUGGGACGGGAGCCAAUCAGGGAGCGUGACCUGAGAGAGAUGCGGAAACGAGAGGCGGAGCUCGAAAGAGACAGACACCUGGCCGAGGGGCUGCUGCUCCAUGACCGGGAACGUGAGAGAGACCGCGACCGUGACAGGCUACUACUUCCAGAGCUGCCUCUCCAUGGGGAGCAGAAACAGGACCGGGCCGAGUUUGAGGUCCUUGCCAGAGAGGGUGUGUCCAGUGAGGGCGACAAGCCCGCAGAUGGCCCGCGAGCACUGGACGAGACGUGUGAGGCCGAAAAGCUGGACAGCCAGGACGAUGAGGAUGAUGGGAAGGCAGAAGACGCCCAGUCGGUCGUGUCCGGCGGCGAGGACUACGAGCCCAUCAGCGAUGACGAGUUAGACGAGAUCCUAGCUGACAGCGGGGGGCAGAAAAAAGAGGACCAGCAGCAGCAGCAGCAGGAUGAGGAAAAGGUUUCGGGACCGCUGGAUGUAAUCGACGUGGACUGGUCCAGCCUGAUGCCCAAGCAGCCAUCGGAGCCCCGAGCCGCAGGAGCAGCGCUGCUCCGCUUCACGCCAGGGGCUGUGUUGCUCAGGGCGGGGGUGUCGCCGCGCCUGAUGGGGCCUCAGCUGCUUGCUAGGGUCAGGGAGGCCUGCAGGGGGGAGCUGGAGGACCCCAAAGAUGCAGACAAGCUAUUUGAACACGACCUGGGGGCCCUGAACAUGGCGGCAAUGAGGCGGAAGCAGGAGCGGGCGGGACUGCUGCGGAACCUGGGCCCCUGCUGCAAGGCCCUGUGUGCCCGGCGGGACUUGGCCAUGCGCAGGCAGCUGCUCAGGAACGAUAAGGGUACGACCAAGCCGCUUUACAGCGCCGCCCCAGUGGACAGUGAACUGCUGCGGCUCAGCGUGCAACUGCUCAAGAGGAGGAUGGCGGGUGACGGUGGGGGCGGAACGAGCAGCGAACCCACUGCCCAGGAAAGGGCUGAGGCAGGCCUGGAGACGGCCCAGGCCGCACCCACUCCCCCCACUGAAGUGUGUGCCUCCUGAGACUCUGCCCACGCUUGAGUUUUAACUUGCAUCCCUGCUCCUGGAUCAUUUAAGAAACUGCCACAAACUCAAGUGAGAAACGUAGGAGACACUGAUCCAGAGUCAGUCAGGGACGGAAUCCACAGAGACUGACUGCUGUGUCUAAGCCUGUGGCUCUUUUCUUUUUAAAGUUCUUUCGCUUUGGAAUCACGCACGAAAUGUUUCUCUAGCAUCGUUUUGUGUUUGUUACUUAUGCUUUAGACUAGUAUGUUCUUAAUUUGUUUUUAUUUUAUAACAUGGUAAUCAGUUGGUCCUGCAUCAGUCAUUAAAACUAGGCAUUGCCAUGU
Messenger RNA from Scleropages formosus (Asian bonytongue), 5645 nucleotides. It is a transcript of the gene zc3h13, whose product is annotated as zinc finger CCCH-type containing 13. Gene Ontology annotation, molecular function: metal ion binding. The coding region runs from base 187 to 5319 and encodes 1710 amino acids. The record is from RefSeq and is a predicted model, not a curated record. Lineage: Eukaryota; Metazoa; Chordata; Actinopteri; Osteoglossiformes; Osteoglossidae. The transcript is spliced from 21 exons.